AUGGCCGGAGACUCGAGCGAACCAGAACCAAAAAGCCUACUACCACAGUCUGCAACUGCUGGUGCUGCCGAAUCGGGACCAGCAAGCACCACAACACCCAAGCUUGCCAACGGAGUGGUUUUGGGAAAGGAUGGCAAACCAUGCCGAACAUGCACUAGCAUGAAAGAUUGGGCGGCGCAGAGCAAGUCUCUCCUCAAAGGGCCGGCAGCGCAGGCCCGGCCCCCCCGCGACUGUCCGGCCGACGUGGAGACGCUGGGCCGCGGAACCUGGACGCUGCUGCACACCAUAGCAGCGCAAUACCCUGAGAAACCGACGCAGACGGAACAGUCGGACCUGGCAGGCUUCAUGCGGCUCUUCUCCAAGCUGUAUCCGUGCUGGGUGUGCGCCGACGACUUUAGGGAAUACAUCAAGCGGGAGCCGGUCCGCGUGCGGACACGCGACGAGUUUGGCAACUGGCUGUGCAACGCGCACAACGAUGUCAACAAGAAGCUGGGGAAGCCCAUAUUUGACUGUAAUUUGUGGGACCAAAGGUGGCGGACAGGGUGGAAGGAUGGGAGGUGCGGUAAGGGCCCAGGGAUACAUACCGAAAGCGUCAGUAUCUGGAAGAUGGCAGAUACAAAACGCAAAAACGGCCCUGGGGCUUCGGAUGCCACUUCGUCUAAACGGAGAAAGCAGGGCGGUAACGGAGGAAAAUGGCAGACCCCUCAUCAAAAGACCAAGAUCGAUGGUCGUGUGGCAAUUGAGCUUGGCGAUGUAGGAGUCUGGGUGACUUGCGCAAGGAACCAGGAGGCCAAGGCAGCGCGCGAGGUUGAGCUGCUUUUCGACGAAUACGUUGAAAAGCUAUAUGGCAUCAAGCCUCCAGGGGAGGAUGACGAUAGCUCAGACAACGAGGGAGGAGCCGAUGACAUAGAAGCUUCGAUCCAAAAAGAGUUGACGACGCUCAAGCCGACCCGGGCCCAGGGUUCAGAGCGAGUGUUCACGAUUGUUCGUCAGGCCGUCGAUUGUCUCCUGUUUGUCAAGACCAAGGCACCCAUUGAACCUGUAGAGUUUGUGCAUCGCAUAUGCCUCGACACCAAGGCAUCGUCGGGCCUGGCUGCGCGCCGAUUUCGCUAUCUUAACAGGUUUACGCCCAUUACCUUGAUGGGACGGGCUUCAGAUAAGGGCUUCGUCGAGAUAUGCCAAAAGGUUCUGCCGCAGCACUUCAAAAUGAGUGAGGGCUCGGAGGAUGCGGAAGAAGGCGACGCCGCAGUGGAUGACGGGACCAAGGUGCAGAGCCCCGAGGAAGCGAGCAAAGAAGACAACGAACAGGCAACACCGCCUGAGUGCAGUUACGCCAUUAGGCUGUCAACCCGAAAUCAGUGCCCGCUCAAGCGAGAUGAUGUGAUCAAGGGUAUUGCUUCGUUGAUUGACGAUCAGAGACACAAAGUCAACCUCACCAAGCCUGACAAGGUCAUAUUGGUGGACAUGUUCCAGAACCUGUAUGGCAUGAGUGUGGUAGAUGGCGACUGGGACGAUCUGAAGCGAUUCAACAUUUCAGAGAUUUACAGUGCCGCUGCAAAGUCAGCGAAGCAGGAUUCUCCAGAGCAUCAUCCCAAAGGGUCAAAGGAGGACCAGAAAUAA
This is a messenger RNA of Pyricularia pennisetigena, 1620 nucleotides long. RefSeq lists its product as uncharacterized. Gene Ontology annotation, cellular component: mitochondrion. The transcript is spliced from 8 exons. The record is from RefSeq and is a predicted model, not a curated record. Lineage: Eukaryota; Fungi; Ascomycota; Sordariomycetes; Magnaporthales; Pyriculariaceae. Gene Ontology annotation, biological process: tRNA modification. The coding region runs from base 1 to 1620 and encodes 539 amino acids. Gene Ontology annotation, molecular function: flavin-dependent sulfhydryl oxidase activity; flavin adenine dinucleotide binding; RNA binding.